Molecule: messenger RNA, 949 nt
Organism: Balaenoptera acutorostrata (minke whale)
Lineage: Eukaryota; Metazoa; Chordata; Mammalia; Artiodactyla; Balaenopteridae
Gene: MITD1
Product: microtubule interacting and trafficking domain containing 1
Exons: 7
Coding region: 55-804 (249 amino acids)
Biological process (GO): midbody abscission
Cellular component (GO): midbody
Source: RefSeq, a predicted model, not a curated record
CUGCAUACCCGCCAGCCUAGGGGGAGGUUGGCUCGGAAGUGAGUUUCCGGCAUUAUGGCGGGGUCACUCCUGGGCCAGGACUCUGGAAGCACAGCUGCAGUCACUGUGAUAAAGCGGGCGUUGGAACUAGAGUCCGAGUCCCGGUACCCGCAGGCUCUGGUGUGUUACCAGGAGGGGAUUGAUCUGCUCCUGCAGGUUCUGAAAGGCACCAAAGAUGUAACAAAGAAGUCUAAUCUCAGAAAAAGAAUUUCUGACUACAUGGAUAGAGCAGAAAACAUAAAGAAAUACUUGGAUCAAGAAAAAGAAGCUGGAAAAUAUCACAAGCAAAUUAAAAUAGAAGAGAACGCAACAGGUUUCAGUUAUGAGUCACUUUUUCAAGAAUACCUGAAUGAAACAGUUACGGAAGUUUGGAUAGAAGAUCCUUACAUUAGACACACUCAUCAGCUGUAUAACUUCCUUCGAUUUUGUGAGAUGCUGGUUAAGGGACAAUGUAAAAUAAAAACUAUUCAUCUCCUCACCUCUCUGGAUGAAGGCAGUGGGAAAGAACAGCAAAGUAGUGGCCUGGAAGAAAUAAGAGAGUCACUCAGGAAUCAUGGAGUGCAGUUGGAAUUAGAAUACUCUUCCUUGAUACACGACCGGGAAAUUAGGUUCAACAAUGGAUGGAUGAUUAAGAUCGGAAGGGGACUUGAUUAUUUUAAGAAACCACAGAGUCGUUUUUCCCUUGGAUAUUGUGAUUUUGAUUUAAGACCAUGUCAUGAAACAACAGUGGACAUUUUUCAUAAUAAGCACACAAAAAAAAUAUGAUGGGUAGUAGCCUAAUUUACAUUAUAUAUUUCUAUUUUAAAUGAAGAUUGGAUUUUUUUUUUUUUUUUUUUUACUCUGGACAGAUCAUUCCUAUAACGUAUGAAUUUAACAAUAAACUUUUACAUUUCUACUAAUUUAUAGAUUC